Messenger RNA from Leucoraja erinaceus (little skate), 2698 nucleotides. Its product is annotated as triokinase/FMN cyclase-like. The record is from RefSeq and is a predicted model, not a curated record. Gene Ontology annotation, molecular function: glycerone kinase activity; ATP binding. Lineage: Eukaryota; Metazoa; Chordata; Chondrichthyes; Rajiformes; Rajidae. The transcript has 17 exons. Gene Ontology annotation, biological process: glycerol catabolic process. Bases 207 to 1955 code for a protein of 582 amino acids. Gene Ontology annotation, cellular component: cytosol.
UUGGCCGAGAGUGGGGUGGGCAACUUCCACCUUCGCGCACCCUCCCCGCGGAGAAUAAACGGUGCAGCGUUCCAGCACCAACCGUCGCGGCGUUCGAGCGCGAAAACCUCGCGCUCCUCGCGAGGGUCAGAGUCGUCGCUGGGCUCGGUUUGGCUGUGGUGCUUUGGUGGUGCUCUCCGGGUCUGAACGAUGCACGUAAGCCUAAAAUGCAUUCAAAGAAACUUAUAAAUUCUGUGGAGCAUUGUGUGGAUGAUGCGUUGAACGGGCUUGUGGCUUGGAAUGUAGGAAUGCAGCUGGUGGAGGGUUAUCGUAUAGUCGUCAGGUCUGACUUGGACAACAUCAAAGGCAAAGUGGCUGUGUUGUCUGGAGGAGGUUCUGGACAUGAACCAACUCAUGCAGGAUAUGUUGGAGCAGGGAUGUUGUCUGGUUGUAUUGCUGGGGAUGUCUUCACUUCUCCACCAACUGGGAAUAUUUCAGCAGCGAUCCGAGCUAUGGCCAGAGCAGGUGCAGCUGGUGUGUUACUGAUUUUCAAUAACUACACGGGAGACCAACUUAACUUCGGCUUAGCCCUUGAGGAAAUGAAAAUAGAAAGAAUUUCUGUGGAGAUGAUUACUGUAGGAGAUGACUGUGCCUUCACCACGCAAAGGAAAACUGGGAGGAGGGGUUUGUGUGGUGCAAUACUUAUGCUCAAAAUAGCUGGGGCCAUGUCUGAAAUGGGAAUGUCACUGGACGAAAUUGUGCUGAAGCUAAAGUCCACUUUAAGUAAAGUAGGUACAUUGGGAAUCUGUCUAUCACCUUGCAGUGUCCCUGGAUCUAAGCCAACUUUCAAUUUGGAAAUGGAUGAACUGGAACUUGGAAUGGGUAUCCAUGGAGAAAUUGGAAUUGAGCGGAUAAAGAUAAUGUCAGCUGAUGAAAUAAUACAAAAAAUGAUUGAUCAUAUGACAAAUCCCACUAAUGAGUCUCAUCUGCGUAUUCAAGCUGGGGAUCAUAUUGUUCUGAUAGUGAACAAUCUUGGAGGGUUGUCCUGCCUUGAAUUGAACAUUGUGGCCGGUUCUGCAAUUAAAUAUCUGGAGAGUAAACAGGUCUUUAUUGAAAGGGCCUAUGUAGGGUCGUAUACAACGUCAUUGGAAAUGGGAGGAACCUCUUUGUCCAUGAUGCAUGUGGAUCCAGAAUUGUUGAAACUUCUGGACAUGCCUACUUCAGCCCCCGGUUGGGCCAAUGUAUCAAGACGUAAUCUGGUACGGAAAUGUAGGACUCUGAGUGUCCCACACUUGGAACCUGACCAUAGAGAUACCCCUCCUGGAUCAGGCCCUUUUGUGGAUAAGGUACGGUCUAUCCUGGAUAUGGUCUGCACCACUCUGCUUCAGAUGGAAGAGGAAUUGAAUGAACUGGAUCGGGAAGCAGGAGAUGGCGAUUGUGGAAGUACACAUGUAAGGGCAGCUCACGCCAUCAAGAACCUGCUGGCAUCUGAUGCAAUUCCUGGCUAUGGUCAUCAGAUCCUAUUGUGCCUCGGGAGAUUGAUUCGAGAUCAUAUGGGUGGGACUUCAGGUGCGCUGUACAGUAUUGCCUUGAUGGCAGCAGCACCAAAUGUGAAAAAUAACAACAAACCUUCUGCCUGGGCAUUGGCAUUGGAUUCUGCGAUUGGAGCGUUGAAAAGGUAUGGAGGUGCAGAGCCGGGAGACAGAACCAUGCUUGACGCGCUUUGUGCUGCUGCUGAUGAGUUACGCAAGGUGUCAGACGAAGAUGGUAAUGAGCUAAAGGUGCUAGCAGAGGCUGUGCAGAAAGCCAAAGCAGGUUCAGAAGCCACCAAGGAUAUGAUCGCAAAAGCAGGACGGGCAAGUUAUAUCUCUUCAGCUCAGCUCACCCGACCUGACCCUGGUGCUGUGGCCUGUGCUGCCAUUUUGAAGUGUAUCUUAACAGCUCUUGAAGGGUCUAAUCCAGAAGACCAGGCUUGAAUACCUAUCUGGUGAAGUGGUUUUUCUUUGGAGGUAUAUAUUUUCUACUGGGGCUCUUGAGUUCCAAUGUUCACCUAUUACUGGCAAGAAGAUUUGAAGAAGAACCCCGUGGACCCUUCAGCUAUUCAUUUUCAAUAUAUCCACUAUUCCUCAGUUGCCGCCUACCCUCACUAUGCUGCAAAGAUCCUAGCACUCUCUCACCCAUUGGCCAUCACUGAUUCUCACUGUAUCGGCAUACUGAUCAAUGCUCUGUACUCUGUGAACUUUAUAUUGUAUACAUGACAUUUUUCAUCCAUUGAUACCUAACGUAGCCCCAACGCCUAUUGCUGGUCACAGUGAAUUUCAUGCUUAUUCAGAGGCAUACAUUCAUACCUCUCCCAUCCACUCAUUUUGAAGGCUGAUGACUAAUUCAAAACAGAUUUUGUUGUGAUUUGUGAUUUGUUUCAUUGAGCAUUUAAGUACUUAACAUAGAUAGUUGAUUGUGGGAUAAUUAGUUUAACUUCAGUUGGUCUUUAUUCACUGUAGACUUCCUUUAAAGAUAAACAGCUAAAAUGAUUAAAGAUGAAUGAUCAUUAAAUAAAAGCUGCAAUGGGAAGCAAAAGAUAGGAGAAAUUAGUAAAUGUAGUGUGGACAUAUUUUGAAAUGUAUACCAGAACACAGUACUGUAGAGAUGUUGUAACCACAGAUCCACUGUGUUCAUUAUCAACACGUGACUCAUAUUCAAUAAAGAUUUAUAUGAACAG